Molecule: messenger RNA, 1141 nt
Organism: Arachis ipaensis
Lineage: Eukaryota; Viridiplantae; Streptophyta; Magnoliopsida; Fabales; Fabaceae
Product: putative axial regulator YABBY 2
Biological process (GO): abaxial cell fate specification; multicellular organism development; cell fate commitment
Cellular component (GO): nucleus
Source: RefSeq, a predicted model, not a curated record
UUAUCAUUGUUCUUGGUAUUCUGUAAAAUCGUUGAUCAUGUUCACUACUACUACUACUACUACUACUACUACUACUUCUUCUUUUCUUCCAUCCAAGUAAUAAUAAAAUUCUCUCCACUCACACCCACACCCACACCCGUGAAUUCUGCUUAUAAAUCUUUUCUUCUCUCUAUCUUUGCCAAAAUACAAAAAGGAAAGAAGAAAGUUUUGUGAAUGGAAACCAUGAUGGCAACCGAACGUGUUUGUUAUGUUCACUGCAACUUCUGCAACACCAUUCUAGCGGUUAGUGUUCCAUACAGCAGUUUGCUAACCUUAGUGACGGUUAGAUGUGGACAUUGUGCCAAUUUGCUAACAGUUAACAUGGGAGCAUCACUUCAACCGUUAAUACCACCUCAUCAAGAACAUCAUCAUCAGUCACAGAAACAGCACCUAAGCUUUGAAGAAUCAAGCAGCUGCAAAGAACUGGGAUCAUCAUCUUCAAAAUGUAACAAAAUUGCGCCAUUUGAGCCUGUAGAGAGUCAUCAAUCACAUAGGAUUCCUCCCAUUCGUCCUCCGGAGAAGAGACAACGUGUUCCAUCUGCUUAUAACCGAUUCAUUAAGGAGGAAAUUCAAAGGAUCAAGGCCAGUAAUCCAGAUAUUAGCCACAGGGAAGCUUUCAGCACAGCUGCUAAAAACUGGGCACAUUUCCCUCAUAUUCACUUUGGAUUAAAGAUGGAUGGCAAUAAUGACAAGCAAGCAAAGUUGGACCAUAAUAAUGGUGAAGGAACUCAAAAGUCUAGUAAUGGAUUCUACUGAUCAUAUAUAUAUAAAUGCAAGCAAGCCUGUGAGUAUCAGCUUUUUUUUAAAAAGAAAUUAUGCUUGACCUAAAUGAGUGAAAUUAUGAGUUUGAUCUCAAAUUUUCCAACCCUACAACUGGAUAUUGGAGACAUUCUCUUGCAUGCAAAUCAACCUCAACAUCUCACCAAUGCUAUAUAAUAUAUAUAGAACAUGUAUUUCCUUUUUUUUUCCGUUUUUUUUAUAGAGUAUACUUGUUAUGAUAAAACGACUGUCAUUCUUCUUGUGAUUGCAUUUUAAGAUGUUGAACUUGAUGAUCGCUUAAGUAAACUAUACUUUGCUACUAUUAUAAUGAUGGGAUUUUUCC